Messenger RNA from Chrysoperla carnea, 1070 nucleotides. RefSeq names its product zinc finger protein 679-like. The record is from RefSeq and is a predicted model, not a curated record. NCBI's taxonomy places the organism in Eukaryota, Metazoa, Arthropoda, Insecta, Neuroptera, Chrysopidae. Bases 23 to 973 code for a protein of 316 amino acids. The transcript is spliced from 4 exons.
ACAUAUUUGUAACAUAUUUGAAAUGUCGAAUUGUCUUAUAAAAAACUGCAAAAACAUGAGGCGGAAAAAAAACACAAACGAAGUGAUUCGUUAUUUUCGAUUUCCAAAAACGCCAGAUAUUCGUGAAAAGUGGACGCAAGCAACGCAACUCCCCAGCAUAACCAUCAAAGAUCCUCGCAUUUGCUCAAUCCAUUUCACUGAGAAUUCUUUUAAAGAAGAUGAUUGGCUCAAAAAAUCCUACAAUCUUCCCAUGAAUUGCAAAAGAUUGCUUAAGAAUGAUGCCAUCCCUACACUCCAUCUGCAAACCGAAUCAACUUCUACUGAAAAAGAAUCUGAAACCGGUAAUUGCGAAAAAGAAAUAAAUCAUGUCAUCGAACUAACUGAUAAUUCGGGACCCUCGAAUUUUGAGAUAAUUGUUGAUAAUAGUGAACCUGAAAAGUACAAGAGUGAAAUCGAAGAGAAAAAUAGGAAUCUAGAAGAAAUUACAACUAACUUACAAAAAGUGGAAAAUGCUUUGCAAAAAACACAAAGAAGUAGUUUCAAAGGUGAAGGAGGAAAAAGAGAACCUUGUACAAAACUUAUCGAAAAUGUUCACUCAUGGGCAGAUGAGACUUAUCGUGAACCCAACAUUGAAGAAAUCAAAUUAAUUAAACAUAAACGAACUCAUACUGGAGAAAACCCUUUUUCUUGUGAAAUUUGUUUUAAAAAAUUUAGUUCACAAUAUACUUUAAUUCGGCAUAAACUAGUUCACGCCGGAGAAAAACGUUAUUCAUGUGAAAUUUGUAAUAAAAAAUUUAGUUUAGAACAUCAUUUAACUGGACAUAAACGAAAUCAUUUUCAAGAAAAAACUUUGAAUGUGAAGUCUGAAGCUAUUACAUCAGAACAUGUAGAAAUUAAAGAAGAGUUAUCAGAGAAAAUUAUUCAAUUUGAACAUGUUUUAAUUAAAGAAGAAAUAGUCGACGAAAAUUUUUGAAAGAGAUUAGUACCAAUGAAGAUAAACGUUGCCCGUUCUUGAACCUACUUCGCAUUUUUGCGUCUUAUUUUCGAUUUGCACUUCAAUAAAAAAUUAC